Molecule: messenger RNA, 807 nt
Organism: Anthostomella pinea
Lineage: Eukaryota; Fungi; Ascomycota; Sordariomycetes; Xylariales; Xylariaceae
Source: the annotation of a GenBank genome assembly
AUGGCAGCCCAAGAGCCGCAAUCCCAGCCCUCGAUAACCGUCUUCCGCGGCUGGGACGACCCCGGCAAGCUCGUCUGGUCACCCUAUGUGAUCAAACUAGAAGCACGCCUGCGCUUCGCCGGCCUAAGCUACACAACGGAAGCGGACUCGACACGGCAGUCCCCCAAGGGGAAGAUCCCGUAUAUCGACUACGAACCCGCCUCCGUCCAAGGGACUGCGUCGUCAGCAGAAGCAACAGGGGUAGAGAAGCAACGACUCAGCGACUCAACCCUCAUCAUCAAGGCCCUGACAGAACGGGACGUCCUGCCAGACCUGAACGCAGCCCUGACGCCCGCGGAGUGCACGCACGACCUCGCGCUACGCGCGCUGCUGGAGGAGAAGCUGUAUUUCUAUCAUUCCAUACCCUUCUGGCCCAUGCGCUACCUCAUCGGCCUGCUGAUCCACCGCUCCACGACGGCGACGCUGCACGGGCAGGGCACGGGGCGGUACUCGCCCGACGAGAUCGCCGCGCUGCGGCGCGAGAUCUGGGACGGGGUGGGUGACCUGCUCGUCGCUUCUAGGUGCAGGUCCAGGUCAUCGGGAGGUGCAGCUAAAAUAAACGAAAAGGAGGAGGAGGAGCCCUUCUGGGUCCUGGGCGGCGCGGCGCCCACCGAGGCCGACGCGUGCUUAUUCGGGUUUAUCGUCUCGGUUUUGAUAUGCGCGGCCGGACCGGACUCACAGGACGUGGUCAGGAGCGUUCCGGUGCUCUUGGACUACGCAAGCCGGAUCCACGACCGCUAUUUUCCAGACUAUGAGAAGUGGACGUAA